This is a messenger RNA of Brassica napus (rape), 1085 nucleotides long. RefSeq lists its product as uncharacterized. The record is from RefSeq and is a predicted model, not a curated record. The transcript has 4 exons. Lineage: Eukaryota; Viridiplantae; Streptophyta; Magnoliopsida; Brassicales; Brassicaceae. The coding region runs from base 1 to 966 and encodes 321 amino acids.
AUGAGACCACCACCUGGUAUGGAACACCUUACCAAACCAGGAAAUGUAUUGAGGCUGAAGAAAGCCAUCUAUGGCAGUGACAAAGAAGAGAUCAUCUCGACCAAAGCGUUCCUUAAGGCUUCAUUUGAUAUCAAGGACUUGGGAGAGCUCAAAUACUUUCUAGGGAUCGAGAUGUGUAGGUCUAAGGAAGGGUUGUUUCUAUCUCAAAGGAAAUACACCCUUGACUUACUAAAUGAGGCUGGAGAUCUUGGUGGAAGAGCUGCCAAAACACCUCUAGAGGAAGGAUACAAAGUGAUGCGUGAGGGGGAGAUUGAAGACAAGUCAUAUGAAGAUAGAAUGGGUAUCGAAAAAGGCAAUCACAAGGAGCCAACUACAGACGAGAGGAAGCCCCUCGCAAAGUGCAAAAGCUUCUCUUUCUGGUUCGGUUUUGUUUGUUACAUAGCCUGUUCUAUUGUUGGGUUCGUUUGGUUGCACAAAGUGAACUCUCGCGAAAAACCAGUUCCGAAGAUAGAACUAGCUUCUAUGGAUUUCACGGUGCUUAAUAUCACAGACACUCGUUUAAGUGCAAAGUGGGAUGUGUCGAUACGGAUCCCCUACGAUCUUCCUGGUCGCUAUAUAUGUCUUCAAGGAGACUUUCAAGCUUCCUUCAUGUACAAGGAUGUUACUCUUGCUACCUCUUCCCCACAAAAAUACAACAAUCUCAAAUACCGUGAAGCUCAGGUUCUUAAGGUUUCAGCAGGUGUCUCGGGAGAAGAUAUUGAGGGUUUGAUAGUUAAAGAUAUAACUGAAGAUAUGAAAGAGAAGAAGGAAGUGCGGUUUGGAACGCGUUUUUAUCUCACUGAUUGCAGGGAAAAGACAACUGGUACUAUGAGAUACGCAUGUGAUGAUGUCACCUUGCGAUUCGAACCAGGUUCCGAGAUGAAGGCGGCUUUGUUUGGGAAGAACCCUAGCUGUGUCAAUUAUUGACCUAACUCCACGUCAUCGCCAGUUCAUUGCCUUUUGUUUUUCUUUUUUGUUUUUUGUGUUUUUCAUCGGAUGAUUGUUACGUUGGAAAAUAUUAGGGUUUUACUUCCUGUUUUCUCUGG